CUCUCUCUCUCCCAAAUACCAUGGGCAGUUUUUCUCUCACAAAACCAGUUGCUUCAGUAACACACAGAAUCCUCUCUCUCUCUCUCUCCCUUUUUUUCUCUCUUUACCUUUUCUCUAUUUUAUACCUUUUUCUUCCCCCCAACACCAACACCAACAACCCAAUCUAUUCCAUCAUCAACUUCUAUCUUCUCUAAUCCCAAAUUUUCUUUAACCCUUUUUCUUCUUUUCAACUAUUCAUUUCACGCCUCACUCCAUUUCCUCUAAAGUUUCUUCCUUUUUCGCUUCCAAUUUUUGUUCAUGGAAGCCAAUGGAAUUUUUUCUAACAUCACUACUUCUGCUUUGUUAGGAGUAGUUGAUAUCCCUUUACAACAACAACAACAACAGCAACAGAAUCUUCAAAUUCAACAAAAUCCUCACCAUUUGCAUCAUUCCCAAGUUGUUUCCUAUGUUUCUCAUCAUCAUGAUACUGACAACAACACACAUCAACAACAACAAUUGCAACAACCAAUCAAGCAUGGGUACCCUCCUUUUUCUUCAUCCAAUUCCAAAAUCAAACAACAACAACAACAACAGAGUUCUCAUUCUCAGCUUAGUGAUGAAGAUGAGCCAAAUUUUCCAGCUGAAGAAAGUUCAGGUGGUGACCCGAAGAGGAAGAUUUCACCAUGGCAGAGAAUGAAAUGGACAGAUACAAUGGUAAGGCUUUUGAUUAUGGCUGUUUAUUACAUUGGUGAUGAAGCUGGUUCUGAAGGGAACAAUAAUGAUCCAAUGAGUAAAAAGAAACCAAGUGGUUUGUUACAGAAGAAAGGGAAGUGGAAAUCUGUUUCAAGGGCUAUGAUGGAAAAAGGGUUUUAUGUUUCACCUCAACAAUGUGAAGAUAAGUUUAAUGAUUUGAAUAAAAGGUAUAAGAGGGUUAAUGAUAUACUUGGAAAAGGAACAGCUUGUAGGGUUGUUGAAAAUCAGAAUUUGUUGGAUUCAAUGGAUUUGACUACAAAGAUGAAAGAAGAAGUUAGGAAAUUGCUUAAUUCUAAGCAUCUUUUCUUUAGGGAAAUGUGUGCUUAUCAUAAUAGUUGUGGUCAUGGUAGUGUUGUUGCUUCUUCUAAUGUUCAACAACAACAAGUAGAAGGUGGAACAACAACACCACCACCACAAGCUCAACCACAACAACAUCAACAGCAACAAUUACAACAACAACAGCAGCAAUGUUUUCAUUCAUCAGAGAAUGGUUUAAAGAUGUUGAAAAUCGGAAAUGGUGAAGGGGAAGAGGAAGAUGAUGAGUCGGAGGACGAUGAUUCAGAGGAUGAUUCUGAUGAGGAAGAUGAUGAAUCAAGAGAAGGUGGUUCAAAGAAUCAAAUUGGUCAUUUUAAUGAUCAAGAUGAAGAUGAAAAUGAUGGGAAGUUAUUAACAUCAUCAAGGAAAAGGGCAAGAAAAGAAGGAGGAUUUGCAUUUUCAAUGUCAUCAUUAUCAUCAUCAACAGCAUUAACAUCCACAUUGAUGCAUCAAAUGAAGAGUGAAAUAAGUGGUGUGUUUCAAGAUGGUGGUAAGAGUCCUUGGGAGAAAAAGCAAUGGAUAAGGAGUAAGAUAAUGAUGUUGGAGGAGGAGAAAGUAAGGUAUUUGUCACAAGAGUUUGAGCUUGAAAAACAAAGGUUGAAAUGGGCAAGGUUUAGUAGCAAGAAAGAGAGGGAAAUGGAGAGAGCUAAAGUUGAAAAUGAAAGGAGGAGAUUGGAGAAUGAGAGAAUGGUUUUGAUUAUAAGGCAGAAGGAGAUUGAAUUGAUGAGUCUUCAACAACAACAACAGCAUCAACAACAACAUUCUUCUACCUAGAGAAUGAUGAUGAAAAUUAGUUAGAUAUAAUGUUAGAUUAGGCCAAAUAGAUUAAAGUGGUUCUUCUAUUUUUGGGAUUAUUCUUAUUGAAUUCAGAAAAAUAAUAAUAAUAUAUCUGUACUUGAACUUGUAAUUUAGGCACACUUUGUUUUUUUAGCUUACUAAAUGUGACUCUUCCUACUUCAAUUUGGAAUGUUAAAACUUGAACAUUGGAAUCAACAUUACAUUUCUGGAGUAAAAACAAAAUGUAAGAUGUACUGAAGUGUUGUGAGAUUGUUAAA
Molecule: messenger RNA, 2102 nt
Organism: Cicer arietinum (chickpea)
Lineage: Eukaryota; Viridiplantae; Streptophyta; Magnoliopsida; Fabales; Fabaceae
Source: RefSeq, a predicted model, not a curated record